Molecule: messenger RNA, 5239 nt
Organism: Pomacea canaliculata
Lineage: Eukaryota; Metazoa; Mollusca; Gastropoda; Architaenioglossa; Ampullariidae
Product: MAGUK p55 subfamily member 6-like
Exons: 15
Coding region: 16-1752 (578 amino acids)
Cellular component (GO): plasma membrane; cell-cell junction
Molecular function (GO): protein binding
Source: RefSeq, a predicted model, not a curated record
AUUGCACAAACGCAUAUGUACUUCAGUAUAAAAGGGUUUUGUGAAGAACUAAAACAGGGAGAAGGCACAAUGCCUUCAGCAACAUCUGAAGCACUGAGUGCCAAAGAGGCUGUAGAACAGCUGAGAGAGAAUUUGGAUGACCUUGAACACAUUGGUGCAGAAAAUGAUGACAUUGAGUUCCUUCGACAAAUUCUUGAGGACCAUUCAUUGAUGAAUAUCAUUGAUAUCCAUGAAAACUUAGAAGUGAAGCUUCCACGAGCUCGAGAUCAUGAAGCAGUUGAGACUGCUCGAGAUGUUCUAGACUUGUGUGGAGUCCAAGCUAACCGAAUCCCAGCAGCAGCAGAUCUUCGAAAUGUCAUGGACAGUCCCCACUUCAAGGCAUUACUGAUAGCCCAUGAUGAUAUCUGUAAUAAGCGAUAUGAAGAGCAGUUUGAGACAUACAUAUUGUCAGAGCCACCACCACCUGUCUUUAGUACAGCUGCAGAGCAGGUGCGCUUUGUCAACAUUCACAAGUCACAGAAUGAGCCGUUGGGCAUUACUGUGAAGUUAGAUGAGAAGGAUGACUUGGUGAUAGCACGCAUUCUUCAAGGAAGUCUCAUUGAUAAACAGGGCUUGUUGCAUGUCAAUGACAUUGUGCGAGAAGUCAACGGUAUUCCAGUUUGCACCCCUGAGCAGCUUAUGGAAGUAAUAAUGGAUUCUGAUCCAUCUAUCACUUUCAAAGUUGUCCCUUCAUACCACAACAAGGUUGACGCAAAACCACUCUACAUGCGGGCACGAUUUAAUUAUGAUCCUAUGAAAGAUCGACUUUUACCCUGCAAAGAAACUGGGCUCCCAUUCCAGCUGGGCGAUGUUUUGGAGAUUGUGAACAGAGAUGACCAGAACUGGUGGCAGGCACGUCUUGCUGACAUCAAUGGACCUGUAGGGUUGAUACCAUCUCCAACACUUGAGGAGAAACGAAAAGCAUUUGUGCCAGUAAAUAAUGACUACUCCAAAAGCAGUCUUUUCUGCGGCUUGACAAAAAAGAAGAAAAAAACAAUUAAAUACAGUUCGAAAGAUUCUAAAGAGUUUGAUACAGCAGACGUGCAGUGCUAUGAAGAAGUUCGGAGAAUGGCACCCUUUCAGCGACGAGUCCUUGUACUAGUAGGUGCACAUGGAGUUGGCAGGCGAUCUCUCAAAGAGAGACUCAUCAAAGAUGAUCCUCGCCGGUUUGGUGCUGCAAUGCCUCAUACGUCGAGAGCUCCUAGGGAGAAAGAAGUGCAUGGUCAGGGUUAUUACUUCACUGACCGGCUUACAAUGGAAGCCGACAUUAUGGCUGGCAAGUAUGUGGAAUAUGGAGAAUUCAACAACAAUUUGUAUGGCACUCGUCUUGAUACUGUACGAGAAGUCAUCGAUUCUGGGAAGAUGUGUGUCCUGGAUGUUAACCCAACUGCUUUGAAAGUUCUAAAGACUUCUGAGUUUCUUCCAUUCAUUGUGUUCAUUGCUGCCCCAAGUGUGGAGGCAUUAAAAGUCAUGUACGAAGAAGGGCGAAGGUUUGCUCGUGGGAACAAGGAUCGGGGAGGAGUGGAAAUGAAAACAGAGGAAGAUUUUAUUACCACAGUUAAGGAAAGUCAGCAGAUUGAACGAGUCUACAGCAGCUACUUUGAUGACAUCAUAGUCAAUGACUCCUUUGAAGAUGCCUACCGCCAGUUGCGUAAAGCUUUAAAUGAGCUCACUUCUGAGCAGCAGUGGGUGCCUGUCAACUGGGUGUAUUGAGCACAUAGACUUCCAAAAGUGUGGCUACCUGUAUUAGCUGCAUGCAGUUUCUUUGAUGCAAAGUGCAUGACAAAUUUGGGAGAGACAGCUUUUUAUUGUCUUCCCACCUGCACAUUCAGACUUUUUAAGAUUAAAAAUGUGCUGUAAAAAAAAAAGGUAGUUUGUAAGAGGAACAAAACAGGAUGUAACCAUUGGUUCUUUAUUUUUUUUUUUCUUUCUGGUUGGGAAGUGGAAGGUUAUAUCUCACCAAUUUUCAGAUGGUCUAAAUUCAGACCACAAGAAAUAGAAUAUUGCAUAAAUCCACUUAGUGCCUUUAAAGAUAAUGUGUACAGAUACUGGGGCAUCUAAACUAACAGGUAGCUGUUAGUAUGUGUGUAAUCUGUGAUUUCAAGAAGAAUCCUUAAAAUCAAAAUUUAACAGACUGAAAAGAAUGACAGCUUUUAAGAUUUAUGUCAGUUUAAAAAAAAAAUAGCUAGAAAUACACGGGUGUCGUUUCAUGAACAUGUUGAAUGACGUUAAAUAAAAUGUACCAUCUAUAAAAGGUAAAGUUUAUUUUAUAAAGUUAAAUUAAACCCAGUAUAAUUUAGAUUAGUUUAAGAGAAAUGUAUAUUUAUAUCAUUUUUAUUUACAGCAGUGACUUAUUGCACAUCAUUAAAAGUGAAUAUAUGCUUUCUUAAAGCAUAAACUCUAAUUCAGUGUAUCUAACAACAUUUACUUUUAAUAUUUAUAAAGGUGUGGCUAUUUCUAAAUACUUCAGGCUAAGAAUGUACACCUGGACAUUGUAGGAGAAUAAAUAUCUUUUAUUCUCGAAGGAUAAUAGAGGGAUGACAGUAGCAAUAACAGUAGAUUGCUGAGAUGUUGCAUAGUUUAGAGGUUCAAGAACCUGUUGAAUGAAGAAGAGUAAUUUGGAAGUUAAAGGGCCUUGAGCUAAUUUGCACUAAUUAGCUCACAGAAGAUGUAACAUCAUUGUGUUGGACCUUUCGAGUUACUUGUACUACUUUUUAAACCAAAAUAACAUUCCAUGUAAGUACAAUGUCAUAAACAGAAAUGUAAUACUGAUUUCCAGCCAUUUAUUUGGAUAUUACCUGGCCAAUCACAAAUAUAGUGGCAGUGGUGCUAGAAGUGCCUUUCCAUCAAGAGGCAGGCUAGCUACAGAUGAAAUGUUCAUUGGAAAAUAUUUAUUAAAAAUGUGUUUUGUUCUUAAUUGGAACUCAUUUUAAAUGUUUAACACGCACCUUAUGUUAACAUCUUCAAUAAAAUUCUUAAGGUAACAUUCCAAAAUGUGUAGAUCUCUUAUGACUUUAAUCAAUAAUAGGCUGGCAUGAUGGCUAUGAAGGAACAGUGACUAGGCCACAAAGCCAGUCAUUGUGAUACUAGAACCUGUUCUUGGAUUCUUGUAUUGGUUUUAAAUUUUUUCAGCAAAGUAUGACAUGAUGAAGUCUUCAAAUGGUGGUCUGUGAUCUCUAGAAAUUACACAGAUUGAAAAAAGUACAUUUAUAUUUCCAUGUAUAUAACUCCUUUUGGAGAAGGGCUUGUUUAUUGGAUCAUGCAUUCUGCAAGUAUGGCUUGAUCAAUAGUAUCACUGUCUUUUAUUGCAGGAGUAAAGAUAAAAUUGUUUAGUUGGACUCUUGCCCCCUAAACUUGAAAUGCAUUUAUUACAUUUUGUUGUUCUAAGGCUGUAUGAAAAAAUGGUUAGGUGAUUGAAAUAAAACAGCAUAUUUUUCUAAUUUCCAUUGAAAAAAUGUCUAAACGCAAAGUUUUUCAACUACCUUUUCAUCAGUACUCCCUUUUUAUAACUUUUAGGUUGCAUAUGUAUUUUUCAUCUAGAGUAAUGUUUGGAUGACAGUGUGCGAUUGGAGAUUUUAGAUCGGAAGAUAUUUUUAUCUGCUUUUAAAAUCAGACUUAUAUGUUAUGUCUAUUUGUAUCCUUUUAAAGGUUCAUAUCUUCAAGGUCUAACCAUUCUAAAAUUUGACAAAUGAUCCACAGAAAAGAGCAGUUUAUUAAUUCAUGAAAUUUAUUUCUCAUAUGCAAGAUCCCUGUCCACUUUUUACAAAGUUUUAUGCAAUUUGUGUGAUGAAUUUUGUCAAGAUUUUCAGGGUUGCAGCAAUGAUGGAAAGGGAAGUUAGGGAACUGGGUGUGUGAGUUGUGUGCAAUGCAUGCAUGGACUUGAUGACAGUAAUCAUACCCUUAAUAAGAUAAAAGAUAUCUAGAAAAUAGAAACCUUACAUUGUGAUAAAGAAAUCUGAAUAGAUAUAUGGAGAUGUCGAUAUCUCUGCACGCUUUACUUCUAAUAGAGCAGUACACAUGCAACAUUUUAGAUGUACAAUAUCUGCAAGAAAAAUGCUUCAAGGCAGAUAUUGAUAUAAGGUAAUGGGUCAUACUAGUGUAAUUGUGCCUUUCAGGAGUUAUUUUUGAAAUUGCCUUAACAUGACCGUCCUCUGAAAAUUUUUCCUAAAGUGAUUGCAAUAAAAGGAUGCCUUGCCCUUAGUGUUUUGGGGGAUUGCAUCUUCUAUUUCCUGGGUAAUCAGAAUUUAUGAGAGUUAUUUACAAGGCUGCACAGUCUGCAACUGGUCAAUAGCAGUGGAUCAUGCUAACCUAUGCAUCAACUUCUUUUCAACUACUAUCUAAAAAUAAAAUUACAAUUUAUGGAAUGAAGUUAGCAAUUAAACAGUUGUACAUUACUUUCUCUUCAGUUUAGUGUUACUAUAUCUAGAGAUCUGUGAAUUACACCCAAGUUUGUUUAUUCAGUGUUUGAGGUUCUUUGUCAUCCAGAAUUGUGUAUUCAAGUCUGUUGUUCCUCCGCUAACAUUGUUCAUUGAGGUAUCACAUUCCAUUCUCAUUUUAUGUUGUAUGACUUCCAUGGUUAUAAAGCAUUGUUUUAAUUGAAAAGAAUGGGUGCCCAGUGACUGAAGUAUGCACCCACAUGGAAAUUUAAGACUGCCUGUGUUGGUAGCAUAUACAUUUCAGACAAAAGUUGUGGUUUCAGAAACCACAAAACUUGCUUCUUUUUAUUUUACAUUUCUUUUGCACUGUUUUUUUUUUUUUAACCACAGGACCUGUAGACAAAAAUCAAAUGGUUAAGUGGUGUGAUGUUACAUUGGAUCAGUGCCUGCAUAAGGUUUCUGACUACAGCUUACAUGCUAGCCAGUCACAGUCAACUGGAUGGGUUAUGAAUGUCGAUUCUAGUGCAUGCAGGCAUUACGGUUUUUCUAUUAUUUAGCCUUGUCUGGAACUUUUUGGCAUGUCAUAAAGCUGAGUGUUUAUGUGUGAAAUAGAAAUUCUCAUAUUCAUUCUUUCCUGUUUUUAGAAUCUUGCCAUUUGCCAUGUUUCCUUUUGUCCUUUACUAUUACUCCAUUCUCAGAAUGUUUGUUACUGGCACUAAGGUAUCAUGUUACUGUAUAUUUUUUAAUCACAUUCCUACAAAUGUCAUAUUUUAUGGACCUCUUAGAAUACUUGUAAUAAAGGCAUUACUACUGUUGCUUUGAAA